AUGGCUGGCGUGGGCACGCCGGCCUUGCAGGCCAAAGGCGCCAUGCGUCAGCAGCUGAUCUUGAGUUACAAGCGGAUGCUGUGGGCCAAUACAGAUCCUAUAAACUCCCUAUUUACGAAAAACGUUUAUUUGAUGCUAUUUUUGAUGAUGGAUCCAACCGCGAAUCAGGCGAAAUGUCGGGCGAAAAAAGUUCUUAUCCUAGCCACCGCGUCUAUUUCUUCCCAAUUACCUCCUAGGAAACGCAUUUUCGUUUCUAUCAGUAUCUCUUUUAGGCUGCUUUCCAAGCCGGCAUGCAUGAAGCCUGAACUACUCGAGCGCCUGAAUACACUGAAAGGUGACCUUGACAGCCUGGAGAGGCGACUUAAUACAGAAGCUCAGGACGCUCUCGACGAAUUUGAACGGAAAAUGGAUUCUGGAGUUCGCGAUAUGACACUGACGGAACUGGCUCGAAACAGCACACUUGCCACUCAACAGUGA
Messenger RNA from Dibothriocephalus latus, 477 nucleotides. The record is from the annotation of a GenBank genome assembly. NCBI's taxonomy places the organism in Eukaryota, Metazoa, Platyhelminthes, Cestoda, Diphyllobothriidea, Diphyllobothriidae.